AUGACCGGAUCAACAUCAGCCAGAUACACGUCCGACGAUGUCGACGCAGCACCUUUGGGCAAGCCGCUCAAAUUCGAGUUCAGCGGCAGAACGGCCCCAAAUCGCUUCCUGAAGGGUGCGAUGACAGAACGCAUCUCAUCAUGGGACCCGAAGAACCUCGAAGCUCGCGGCAUCCCAUCAAAGAACUUGGUCAAUGUGUACAAGAGGUGGGGAGAAGGUGGUCUAGGUCUCAUCCUCAGUGGAAAUAUCAUGAUCGAAUAUGAUCAUCUUGAAGCUCGUGGAAACCCGAUCAUUCCAAGAGGUGCAGCGUACGAGGGCGAGAGAUUUGAGAGAUUCAAAGAGAUGGCAACCAAUGGAAAGGCUCAUGGCAGCCUCAUGGUUGGACAGGUCUCGCAUCCAGGCCGACAAGUGACAGAAGACAUCCAACCGAAUCCAAUUUCAGCAUCUGACGUGCAGCUUGAGGGCAACAUCAUGGGCAUGACCUUUGCAAAGCCGCGUGCUGCCACAGAACAGGAUAUCAAAAACUUUAUCGAGGGGUGGGCACACGCUGCAGAAUAUCUCGAGAAAGGUGGAUGGGAUGGCAUUCAGCUGCAUGGUGCUCACGGCUACCUGCUCGCACAGUUCCUGUCACCCACCACCAAUCGUAGAACCGACAAAUAUGGCGGCUCUCUUGAAAACCGAGCACGCCUCAUCCUCGAAAUCGCGCAGGAGAUUCGCAAGCGCACGAAGCCGGACUUCGUUCUCGGGAUCAAAUUGAACUCCGUAGAAUUCCAGGACAAGGGCUUCUCGCCAGAAGAAGCCAAGCAGCUGUGUGCACUGCUCGAGCAGAACAAAUUCGAUUUCAUCGAGCUCUCGGGUGGCACCUACGAGAAGCUGGCCUUCCAACAUCAGCGCGAAUCCACCAAAAAGCGUGAAGCAUUCUUCUUGGAAUUUGCGGAACUUAUCGCCCCGGCACUAUCCAAGACCAAGACCUACAUCACAGGUGGUCUGAAGACAGUGGGUGCCAUGGUAAACGCACUUCAGACAGUAGAUGGCGUUGGACUUGCGCGACCAGUCUGCCAAGAACCCCGACUCUGCAGAGACAUUCUUGAAGGCAAAGUCAAAGGCGCUAUCGAGCAGAAGCUGGACCAGAGCAAUUUCGGAAUCACGAGCAUCGCUGCAGGAACACAAAUAAGACAGGUUGGAAAGGAUCAAGAGCCUGUUGACCUGUCGGUUCAGGAAAAUGUCGACGCUUUCAUGAAGGAUAUGGGUGCGUGGGCAGAAAAGGCGGCCAAGGACACUGAGAAAGUGGGAUAUGGUUACAUUGAUCUCGAGAGUGUUAAGACAGUGGCGUAUGGCACGGCAUAG
Molecule: messenger RNA, 1347 nt
Organism: Pseudocercospora fijiensis CIRAD86
Lineage: Eukaryota; Fungi; Ascomycota; Dothideomycetes; Mycosphaerellales; Mycosphaerellaceae
Exons: 1
Coding region: 1-1347 (448 amino acids)
Molecular function (GO): FMN binding; oxidoreductase activity
Source: RefSeq, a predicted model, not a curated record